This is a messenger RNA of Panicum hallii, 1689 nucleotides long. RefSeq names its product pectinesterase-like. Gene Ontology annotation, molecular function: pectinesterase activity; pectinesterase inhibitor activity. NCBI's taxonomy places the organism in Eukaryota, Viridiplantae, Streptophyta, Magnoliopsida, Poales, Poaceae. Gene Ontology annotation, biological process: cell wall modification. The transcript has 2 exons. Bases 1 to 1689 code for a protein of 562 amino acids. The record is from RefSeq and is a predicted model, not a curated record.
AUGUCAAAGGCUCUCCUAGGUGGCCUGUCGGCGAUCCUCGUCGUGGCGGUGGUCGUCGGCGUGGUGGCCACCGUCACCCGCUCCGGCAAGAAGGCCGGCGACAACUUCACCGUCCCAGGGGAGGCCUCCCUCGCCACCUCCGGCAAGUCGGUCAAGUCGCUGUGCGCGCCGACGCUGUACAAGGAGUCGUGCGAGAAGACGCUCUCGCAGGGCAACAAUGGCACGGAGAACCCCAAGGACGUGUUCCACAGCGUCGCCAAGGUGGCGCUCGAGUCGGUCAAGUCGGCCGUGGAGCACUCCAAGGCCAUCGGCGAGGCCAAGGCCAAGGACUCCAUGACCGAGGGCGCGCGCGAGGACUGCAAGAACCUCCUCGAGGACGCGGUCGACGACCUCAAGGGCAUGCUCGAGAUGGCCGGCGGCGACAUCAAGGUGCUCUUCAGCCGCUCCGACGACCUCGAGACCUGGCUCACCGGCGUCAUGACGUUCAUGGACACCUGCAUCGACGGCUUCGUCGACGAGAAGCUCAGGGCCGACAUGCACACCGUGCUGCGCAACGCCACCGAGCUCAGCAGCAACGCGCUCGCCAUCACCAACAGCCUCGGCGGGCUCCUCAAGAAGAUCGACCUGGACAUGUUCAAGAAGGACUCGCGGCGCCGCCUGCUGUCGGAGCAGGACGAGAAGGGCUUCCCCGUGUGGAUGAGGUCCCCGGAGAGGAAGCUGCUGGCGGCGGGCAACCAGCCCAAGCCGAACGCGGUGGUGGCCCAGGACGGCAGCGGCCAGUUCAAGUCCAUCCAGCAGGCCAUAAACGCCAUGCCCAAGGCCUACACGGGGAGGUACGUCAUCUACGUGAAGGCCGGCCUCUACGACGAGAUCGUCAUGAUCCCCAAGGACAAGGUCAACAUCUUCAUGUUCGGCGACGGGCCCAAGCGCAGCCGUGUCACCGGCCGCAAGAGCUUCGCCGACGGCAUCACCACCAUGAAGACCGCCACCUUCUCCAUCGAGGCGUCCGGGUUCAUCUGCAAGAACAUGGGGUUCCACAACACCGCCGGCGCGGAGCGGCACCAGGCGGUGGCGCUCCGGGUGCAGGGCGACCUCGCGGCCUUCUACAACUGCCGGUUCGACGCGUUCCAGGACACGCUGUACGUGCACGCCCGGCGCCAGUUCUUCCGCAACUGCGUCAUCUCCGGGACCAUCGACUUCAUCUUCGGCAACUCGGCGGCGGUGUUCCAGAACUGCCUCAUCAUCACGCGGCGGCCCAUGGACAACCAGCAGAACUCGGUGACCGCGCACGGCCGCACCGACCCCAACAUGAAGUCCGGGCUCGUCAUCCAGAACUGCCGCCUGGUGCCGGACCAGAAGCUCUUCCCCGACCGCUUCAAGAUCCCCUCCUACCUGGGCCGGCCCUGGAAGGAGUUCUCGCGCCUCGUCAUCAUGGAGAGCACCAUCGCCGACUUCAUCAAGCCCGAGGGGUACAUGCCCUGGAACGGCGACUUCGGGAUCAAGACGCUCUACUACGCCGAGUACAACAACCGCGGCCCCGGCGCCGGCACCAGCAUGAGGGUCAAGUGGCCGGGGUUCCGCGUCAUCACGCGGCAGGAGGCCGCACAGUUCACCGCCGGGCCGUUCAUCGACGGCGCGAUGUGGCUCAAGUUCACCGGCACGCCCAACAUCCUCGGGUUCAAGUUCUGA